AUGGAGGCACCCGCCUCGCACCUGGGCGGCCACGGGGCCCUCGCGGCCCUCCUGGAGGCGCAGGGCCUGCGGGAGGACUGGUUCCGGCGCCCCCACGAGAUCCCCGCCGUCCUGGAACGGCUGGAGCGGCUGGGCACCCUGACGUCGAAGGGGCUGCUGGACGAGUACGCGCAGAGGGGCCUGCCGGCCUUCGAGGGCAUGUCUCGGUCCGAGCUCCUGCCGCUGGCGAGGAGCGCCGUGCUCUGGGAGGAGUUCAACACGGCUGGGCUGCAGCAGGCGUGCUGGCAGCGCUCCGUCGAGGCCGCGGGGGAGCCCCGGCAGGCGCUCGAGGAGCUGCUGAGGGCCCUCGCCUGGGAGGACCUGGGCGUCCCGGUGACCCGGCUCCCCUGCGUGGAGGCCGCCAAGGACGUGCUGUCGGAGCUUCAGGCCCUCCUGGACGCGAGCUCCGAGGAGCUUGCGUCGCGCUGCGCCGCGCAGGGGCUGCCCUGCGCCGGCUCCCCGGAGGCGGCGAGAGGGCUCCUGAGGCAGGCGCUGCUCUGGAGCGAGCUGCCGCACCGGGAGCUGGCCCGCGAGUGCGCCGCGCACCAGCUGCCCGACGGCCCGGGAGCAGGGGCUGGCCCGCCCCCGCGGUCGGAGCUGCUGGAGCGGCUGCUGGCCUGCGCCCGGGGCGGCGGCAGGGUGCGCGCGCGGGGCAUCCCCGAAGAGCUGCUGGGGGGGCCAGAGGCUGCCGAGGCCGUGCUGCGCGACGUGGACCACUGGCAGUGCAUGUGCGCGCGGCACCUCGAGGCGGAGCUGCGGCGCCGCGGGCUGCCCGUGGGCUCGUCGUGCGGGGACAGCCAGGCGCUGGUCGACCGCCUCCGCGACGUCGCGGUCUGGGAGAAGCUGCCGCUCAGGCAGCUGUGCCAGCAGUGCGAGGAGGCCGGCGUCCCGCCCCCGCGCGGCGCGACGCUCGAGGAGCGCGCGCCGUGCAUCAGGGGACUGCUGGAGCGCCGCGACCUGCUGGAGCGCUGCAGGCUCCACGGGGUUCCAGCCUCGCGCCUGAGGAGCGCCGAGGAGGCCGCCGCGCUCUGCGCGCAGUACGAGGAGAUCGAGCAGAUGAGCCUCGGGCACCUGGCCCAGUGGUACGCGCGCGACCUGGGGCUGCCCCCCGAGCAGGGCAUGACCAGGGAGGAGCUGGCAGGCCUCCGCAGGAGGCACGCCCUGUGGCUGGCCCUGCCGCUGCCGGAGCUGCGGCAGGAGUGCCUGCGGGGCGGCGGGGCCGCCGCCGUCGGCGCGGACGAGGAGGCCAAGAGGGAGGGCCUGCUGGGCGUGCUGGCCGGCUACCUGCAGAGGGAGGGGGGCGACCGCAGGGCCGUGCUCGGUGCGGUGAGGCAGUGGCGCGGAGCGCCCCUGGCCAGCCUGGAGGCGGAGGUCGACCGGGUGGAGGCCGCCCUGCAGCCAGGCGGCCCCGAGGGCGACGGGCGGUUGCGCGCCGGGCAGGUGGAGGCGCUGCUGGAACGAGACCGCGCCGAGGCCUGGCAGGCGGCGGGCUUCGAGGCGGCCCACAUGAGCUUCGCCGCGGCGAGGGAGCUGGUGGGCACCUUCGAGCAGCUGCGGAGGAGCACGGACGCCGAGGUGGCAGAGGAGUUCGAGGGGCUCCUGUCCCACCACCCGAGCGUGCUGGAGCUGUCCAGGGAGGGCGGCGGCAGGGGCAGGGAUUGGCUCCUCGGGGUGAUCCGGCGCGUGCUGGUCUGGGAUGCCCUGCCCGUGGCCAAGCUGGAGGAGCUCGCGCUGCGGGGCAGCCCCUCGAUCGUGCCGGCGCCGGACGCCGCCGACGCGGAGGAGAGGAAGAUCAGCCUCGUGGACCAGCUGAUCGUGGACCUGCUCCGCGACGCCUACGAGGCGCGCGGGGUGCCGGUGGGGGACCUCGGCACCCUGGAGGCCUCGAGGGUCGUGGACGUCGUCCACGACAUCGGGGCGCAGGACGACGAAGAGCUGCGGGCGAUGUACCAGGAGCUCGGGUUCCCCGAGGAGGAGCACCUCGAGAGGGGCUUCCUCGUUCAGCUGCUGAGGGAUGUCGCGAUCUGGCAGUCGCUGCCGAUUGAGCACCUCCAGCGGAGGGUCCGGCAGCUGCCCUGGGGCGCGCCAGAGAGGGCGCUGCUGUCUCCGCCCGAGGCCAGCUCGGCCGGGGAGGAGCUCGGCGAGCCCAGCGACCUCGCGGGCCUGCGCGACGCAGGGGUGCGGGCGUUGGCCGAGCACGCGGUGAUG
Prorocentrum cordatum is the source of this 2247-nucleotide messenger RNA. The record is from the annotation of a GenBank genome assembly. Lineage: Eukaryota; Dinophyceae; Prorocentrales; Prorocentraceae.